Molecule: messenger RNA, 1371 nt
Organism: Pyrus x bretschneideri (Chinese white pear)
Lineage: Eukaryota; Viridiplantae; Streptophyta; Magnoliopsida; Rosales; Rosaceae
Product: fructose-bisphosphate aldolase 1, cytoplasmic-like
Exons: 3
Coding region: 1-1224 (407 amino acids)
Biological process (GO): fructose 1,6-bisphosphate metabolic process; glycolytic process
Cellular component (GO): cytosol
Molecular function (GO): fructose-bisphosphate aldolase activity
Source: RefSeq, a predicted model, not a curated record
AUGUUAACAAACUCAACCAACAUUUUAACAAACUCCAACAGCUUUAACCAUCAUUUAACAAACUCUGCUGAAGUGGCCUUCACUACUGAUGCUGAUGUGGAUGCUGAUGUGGUUUGGACCUUUUAUAGACUCACUAGUACUCCUGCCCUGCCUAUCUUAGGCUCAUGCCACUUUGAUGAACUUGUAGCCAAUGCUACCUACAUUGGUACCCCUGGGAAGGGAAUCCUUGCUGCAGAUGAGUCAACAGGCACGAUUGGCAAGCGUUUGUCAAGCAUAAAUGUCGAGAAUACUGAAAAUAACAGGCGAGCUCUCCGUGAGCUCCUCUUCUGUGCCCCGGGUGCACUCCAGUAUCUCAGCGGUGUGAUCCUUUUUGAGGAAACCCUUUACCAGAAAACAGCCGGCGGGAAACCUUUUGUUGAUAUCCUCAAAGACGGUGGCGUCCUUCCUGGAAUUAAAGUUGACAAGGGCACUGUUGAGCUUGUUGGAACUAAUGGUGAGACCACAACUCAGGGUCUUGACGGUCUUGCCCAGCGCUGCCAGCAAUACUAUGAAGCUGGUGCCCGGUUUGCAAAGUGGCGUGCUGUACUCAAGAUUGGCCCGAACGAGCCAACUCAGCUUGCUAUAAACGAGAAUGCCAAUGGCUUAGCGCGCUACGCUGUCAUUUGCCAGGAGAAUGGCUUGGUACCAAUUGUUGAGCCAGAGAUACUGGUUGAUGGAUCUCAUGACAUUGAGCGAUGCGCAGAUGUGACUGAGCGUGUCCUUGCAGCGUGCUAUAAAGCACUGAACGAUCACCAUGUCCUUCUCGAGGGGACUCUUUUGAAGCCAAACAUGGUUACCCCUGGUUCAGAUGCCAAAAAGGUUUCACCUGAGGUGGUGGCUUAUCAUACAUUAAGGGCGUUGCAGCGAACAAUGCCUCCAGCUGUUCCUGCUGUAGUAUUUCUUUCUGGUGGGCAGAGUGAGGAGGAAGCUACCCUCAAUUUGAAUGCUAUGAACAAGCUCAAUACCAAGAAACCCUGGUCACUUUCAUUCUCUUUCGGGCGGGCUCUGCAGCAGAGUACCCUAAAGGCGUGGGCUGGAAAGGAUGAAAAUGUGGAGAAGGCACGGGCUGCCUUUCUUGCUAGGUGCAAAGCUAAUUCAGAAGCAACUUUGGGUACCUACAAAGGGGAUGCUGCAUUGGGAGAUGGUGCUUCGGAGAGUCUUCACGUGAAGGAUUACAAAUAUUGAAGAUUUUGCAGGUCAAUUCAUAUUUCCUUAUAUAUUGCUGUUAGUUAGGAAAUUAAUCGAGAAAUGAAAGUUUCUUUUUUGUUCUUUGGAAUGCAACUGAUUAAAAUUCGGUGGCAUGUAUCGUCACGGCUUGAUUAUUGCCCUUUA